UCCUCGUGCGGGCCUUUAGAAGUAAGGUUAACCGUAACCGGGCAAACGAAUGAACUUAGUUGCCAGUUUGGUUUGAAUUGUCCGCAUGGCGUGUGACAAAAAUAACGUGACCGAUGCUUGCGGUGUUGACGAUGAAGGAUGGUUGUACAGAGAUGACUGCGGGGAGGAUGCGGAGGAGAAAACUCGCAGCAGUCAAACUCCAGCACUGGACCCUAAAGAGGCCCAUGGAAAUGGAGUGGACACUGAGGAACCUGGUGAAGACACUGAAGACAGUGACAGUGAUGAUGAUGUAUGUGUGACUAUAGGUGAUAUAAAGACCGCAGAGUCAUCUCAAUCUACUGGCUUUGGAUCCACACCUGUGAAUCUAAAUAUUAAAGCUGAGGGUAGGACACAUUCAGCGGUUGAGACUAACUCUAAGGGAGUGGACCUGGAUGCUUUGGGAAGUAUCCAAGAAAUCCCAAUACCGGAGAUUGAUAUCAAGUGCCUUGAAGAAAAGCCAUGGAGGAAACCUGGUGCUGAAGUCUCAGAUUACUUUAACUAUGGUUUUAACGAGGAAACCUGGAAAUCCUACUGUAACAAACAGAAGAUGCUCUUUGCAAUAUCUGAUAGCACAAUCUCCCCCAAAAUCAGGUCCCUUCAGGUUCACAGGGAACCUAUAGGCCAAGAAGACAAAGGGUCUGGGUUUGAUUCUCCCCCCUCCUACAGCCAGUUCAAUUCAGCAUCCAGGAACUCAAGUUUCCUAAUCGAUGUGAUUGGAGGACAAACUGGAUCGAUCAGUGGGGGAAAAUAUCACCGAUGCCAUGGUAUUGAAGAAAAUGGUAUACAGGUGCUCCCUGAGACGUCAUCGGAUGGUGAUCCUUCAGCCAAUGAAAUGAGUUCCUUCCUCCCUCUCAACAUCCCCCCUCCUCCUUUCCUGCCUUUUCCAUCCAAUGUCAACUCCAGCCCUUCACUCAUCCUUCCACGAUGGAUCCCUCCCCCACCAACACCCCCUCCUUCCUCCAUCAUCACUGCCUUGAACAGUGAGUGCUCUGCAGCGUAUGAUGGUGCACCAAUUCUACGAUACCCAUUUACACCAGGUGGAUCUCCUCUAAUUCUAGGGAACGUGACUUCCCAGGCCGGAAUGAUUGACAUUGCCAACGCCUGUGAAUACUACGAGCGACAGGACAGAGAGCGAGAGCAUGCCAAGGGCAAAGACAGACCCAGAGAACGGGGCCAUGAUAAAUACAGAGAAAGAGGCAGAGAUCGAGAGAGAGAGCACAGUUCUUCGAAGGCGAACCGCAGUGAGGAGGAGCAAGUGAGGAGAUGCAGAGACAGAAUGGAGAGAGGGCACAGUUGCCACCGGGACAGACCCGGCAGAGAGAGAGAAGAGCGGCACAGAGAGUGGAGGCACAGAGACGAGGACAAAGGAAGACACAAGUCAUCACACAGCACCAGGAGGAGGAGACACAGAAGUGAAACGCGAGAUAGCCGCUAUAGACACAAACACAAGAAGGUCAAGAGGAGCAAGGAGAACAGGGAGACAAGCCCUGAGGUUUUCAAGGGCCAAGGGAAUGAAUCAGGACUCAAAAAAGUGACUUGCUGUCGUAAUGACUACCCAAAUAGAAGAUGAAGUAUGGUCACACAAUGUUCCGUGACACACAUCUGAAAAUGGACUAUCCCUAAAUAUAUUUACUAAAUCUAUUUGUUUUAAUAUUUUAAAUUUCACUGGAAGAACAAAGGAUUUUUUGUAUAUCUUGUAUACAGUGCAUAUAUGUUGAGUGGACAUUGAGGGUUGUUUUUUUUCUUCUCAUUUUAUUUUGAAUUUGGAUAAAGGAGCUGUGUGAUUCC
Molecule: messenger RNA, 1827 nt
Organism: Lampris incognitus (smalleye Pacific opah)
Lineage: Eukaryota; Metazoa; Chordata; Actinopteri; Lampriformes; Lampridae
Gene: fip1l1a
Product: FIP1 like 1a (S. cerevisiae)
Exons: 15
Coding region: 86-1609 (507 amino acids)
Cellular component (GO): mRNA cleavage and polyadenylation specificity factor complex
Molecular function (GO): RNA binding
Source: RefSeq, a predicted model, not a curated record